Messenger RNA from Babesia microti strain RI, 756 nucleotides. Its product is annotated as cis-prenyltransferase, dehydrodolichyl diphosphate synthase. The transcript is spliced from 5 exons. Lineage: Eukaryota; Apicomplexa; Aconoidasida; Piroplasmida; Babesiidae. Gene Ontology annotation, cellular component: endoplasmic reticulum. The record is from RefSeq and is a predicted model, not a curated record. Gene Ontology annotation, biological process: polyprenol biosynthetic process. The coding region runs from base 1 to 756 and encodes 251 amino acids.
AUGUGGUUGUGUCACAACAUGGUCAAGUUACUCCGACAGAUUCUCUUUAAAGUGGUUGGCAAAUUAUUUUGUGUAAAGCAUUUGGCCAUUAUUAUGGAUGGAAAUAGGAGAUGGGCUAGGAUUAUGAACUUGCCUCUAAAGGAAGGUUGGUCUCAUGGAAUAUGGAAGCUUUAUGAGAUAAUAGAAGUAGCCUCGGAACUGGGAAUUGAAAAUGUAUCUGUAUUCGCCUUCUCUAUGUUGAAUUUCCAGAGGGUAGAAAGCGAAUUGAAUGAAUUAGAUGAGAUAAGUAUUAGGACACUUACCAAACCCGAUCAGAUUAUGAGAUUGGCUAGGCAGUAUAACAUUAGAAUUUUUGCAUGUGGUGACACAAAGUAUUUACCUAAGAAGGUGCGAAAUGCUGUGAGGAUGAUAGAGAAAGAAACAUGUAAAAACUCAAAAAUGAUUCUCAACUUGUGCGUAUCAUACGGCGGAAGGAACGAGAUUAAGAGGAGCUUAAAGAGGGUUGGAAAGACUACUAGCAAAAAUAAACUAAAUGAUAUCGCAUUGAAACGUCUUUUUUGGAAAAAUCUAUACACUGGACACUCUCCUAGACCAGAUAUACUCAUUCGCACUUCCGGUGAAAACAGGAUAUCUGAUUUCAUGAUCUAUCAGGUAUCAGAGUUUACUAGUAUAUAUUUUCACCAAAUGCUAUGGCCUGAAUUUAGAAUAUCAUCACUAAUCGCCAUACUAGUACAUUAUACAGUUUUUAAAGUUUAG